This is a messenger RNA of Eruca vesicaria subsp. sativa (arugula), 777 nucleotides long. The record is from the annotation of a GenBank genome assembly. NCBI's taxonomy places the organism in Eukaryota, Viridiplantae, Streptophyta, Magnoliopsida, Brassicales, Brassicaceae.
AUGGCAAAGAAGUUGCUACUGAUUGUCCUCCUUGCUUCACACUUGUUCGUGUCCGGAGUGUUGUCGGGGAGUAUCCUUACCAUAGAGAACAAAUGUAAUGAGACAGUUUGGCCAGUUAUCUUCUCAUGGGUAUCAAACCUCUCCACCACUGGUUUCGUUCUCAGAAGCGGCGAGGCGCGUACUCUACCGGCGCCGUUCUCAUGGUAUGGUCUUAUCUCGGCUAGGACCCACUGCUCAACCAACUCGACUGGUUACUUCUCGUGCGCCACCGGAGACUGCGAAUCCGGCAUCAUAGAGUGCCCCGGCACAUAUGAUUGGUAUCCCGUGACGUAUGUUUAUUUUAGAACCAAUCACGACGGAGUUAGCAGCUACACCAUCAAUGUGGAGCACGGUUACAACCUUCCCUUAGUGGUGGUACCGUCACAACCUAGCCAGACAUGUAUCAGCGCUGGUUGUUUGGUUGACUUGAACAAUACUUGUCCAGAGGAUCUUGGUUUAUUCACCGGUGGGAAACAAAUCGGCUGCAGCAGCGACUGCCAAAAGUAUAACACGAAAGAAAUUUGCUGCACCCAUGACUUCAAGUCAAAGCAAAGAUGCAAGAAGACGAUGUACAUGCAGAACUUCGAACGCGCUUGCCCACUCGUAUUUAGCUAUGCCUUCGACGAUAAUAACAGCACCAUGAUAUGCCCUAAGUCAACUGACUUUGUCCUCACGUUUUGUCCCUCGUCCCUUCCUAAUAGCACCAGGUCAGACUCUGUUCCAUUUCUAUUUUGCUGA